AAUACAAUAAACAGUAGAUAGCAGUAGUGUACUAUUUUUUUCAGUUGUUAGGUUUUUGAGGUCGACUGACGUGACGCAUGCUCUGUACAGUGGAUGUAAACAUUGGAGCUGCCCUUUUGUUGGCACGAGCGGGCUGUGGAUUUGUGUAGGUUACACGUAUUCGGCUCGAUGGGCUGGACGGUGGAGCUGUUGCCUGGUGGUGAAAUCAGCUAGCGGCAGCUAACAAGCAAACUAACACUCGGCAUUAAAUCAAAUCUGAAACCUGGCUGUUGAACUCCUUACAGUUCAAUUGCGCAAGACUGUGCAGUUGUACUUUGGUCCAUGGAAAGUUCAUAUUGAUCUCUGAGGAUUGAAAAGGCUUCCAGGCAAGGUGGCGACUGAAAAGGUUGCAGGCAAGCUGAGUUCUACACUCUCAUGGGUGAAGAACUCAGUGUCACACACGGUCAGUCAGAUGGCUAGCCAGGUGGCCACGCCGUCUAGCCAGGUGGCAACGGUGCCCUCGUCCCUGCAGACCACCACAGCCACCUCGUCCUCCACCUCCCUCUCCUCCUCGUCCCCCACUUCGGCAUCGCCUGCAAAGCUCAGCCCAGAUGAACUGGAGCUGCUGGCCAAGCUGGAGGAGCAGAACAGGUUGCUGGAGACGGACAGUAAGUCCCUCCGCUCUGUGAACGGAUCCAGACGUAACAGCGUCUCCAGCCUCGUGUCCAGCUCCUCGGCUUCCUCCAACCUGUCUCACCUGGAGGAGGACUCCUGGAUCCUCUGGGGACGCAUAGUCAAUGAGUGGGAGGAGGUCCGAAAGAAGAAGGAGAAGCAGCUCAAGGAUCUGGUCAGAAAAGGGAUCCCCCACCACUUCCGGGCGAUAGUAUGGCAGUUGCUAUGCAAUGCCCAGAACAUGCCUAUCAAAGACCAGUACUCUGAGCUGCUGAAAAUGACGUCACCUUGCGAGAAGCUGAUUCGCCGGGACAUCGCCCGGACCUACCCUGAGCACGAGUUCUUUAAGGAGGACAGCUUGGGACAGGAAGUACUCUUCAAUGUCAUGAAGGCCUACUCUCUGGUGGACCGGGAGGUCGGUUACUGUCAGGGAAGUGCUUUCAUCGUUGGACUGCUGCUCAUGCAGAUGCCUGAGGAGGAGGCGUUCUGUGUGUUUGUGAAGCUGAUGCAGGACUACAGACUGAGAGAACUGUUCAAACCCAGUAUGGCUGAGCUGGGACUCUGCAUGUACCAAUUUGAGUUUAUGAUCCAGGAACUUCUCCCAGACCUCCAUAUCCACUUCCAGGCCCAAAGUUUCCACACUUCAAUGUACGCCUCCUCCUGGUUCCUCACCAUUUUCCUCACCUCCUUCCCUCUCCCUGUUGCUACCAGGAUCUUUGACAUCUUCAUGUUAGAGGGUCUGGAGAUAGUGUUCCGUGUGGGACUGGCCAUCCUACAAUUGAACCAGGCAGAACUCAUACAGCUGGACAUGGAGGGAAUGUUACAGCACUUUCAGAAGGUCAUUCCCCACCAGCUGGAAAGUGGACCAGACAAGGUCAUCCUCGCUGCUUAUAACGUCAAGUACAACGCCAAGAAGAUGAAGAAGUUAGAAAAGGAAUACACUACAAUCAAAACUAAGGAGAUGGAGGAGCAGGUGGAGAUUAAGAGGUUGCGCACAGAGAACAGACUGCUGAAACAGAGGCUAGACACACUGGAGAAAGAAAGUGCUUCCUUGGCAGAUAGAUUGAUCCAGGGACAAGUGACACGCGCCCAGGAGGCAGAGGAGACCUACCUGGUCGUGCGGGAGCUGGCCACAGUCAGGCAGCAGAGCGAAGAGGCCACAGCUCAACUGGAGCUGGCACAGAGCACCAUCAGGGAGCUCCAGCAGAGACCACUAUUGAAGGGCAUCCCCUGCUACACAGAGGAGUCUAUCCUGCAGCUGGAGAGAGAAUUGGUUCAGGCCAGGCUAAAGGAGGCAGAGUCCCAGUGUGCCCUCAAAGAGAUGCAAGACAAGAUCCUGGACAUAGAGAAGAGGAACACGUCUCUGCCAGAUGACACCAACGUAGUGCGGUUGCAGGAGGAGCUGAUAGCAGUGAAGCUGAGAGAGGCUGAGGCUGUGACUGGGCAGAAGGAGCUCAGACAACAGGUCAGAGACCUGGAGGAGCACUGGCAGCGUCACCUGGCGCGUACGGCGGGCCGCUGGAAGGACAGCCCUAAGAAGAAUGCUAUGUCUGAGCUGCAGGACGAGCUAAUGAGUGUCAGACUACGGGAGGCUGAGGCCCAGGCAGAGCUCAGAGAGUCACGACAGAGGAUGAUGGAGUUGGAGACACAGAACCAGAUCCAUGGCAACCAACUGCGUCGGGCGGAGCAGGAGGGCCGGGGCUUUCAGGAGCGUGUGACUGUGCUGACCGCCCAGAACAAGAGCCUGUACGUUCAGCUGCAGGAGAUCAAACGCAAACAGGCGGAGAUUGAGUGCAAGAACAAGGAGGAGGUGAUGGCGGUGAGGCUGAGAGAGGCUGACAACAUUGCUGCUAUGGCUGAGCUGCAGCAACAAAUCUCUGAACUGGAGAUACAGAAAGAAGAAGGGAAGGUCCAGGGCCAGCUGAACAACACAGACUCCAGUCAGUACAUCCGAGACCUGAAGGACCAGAUAGCUGAGCUCAAACAUGAGAUCCACUGCUUAAAAGGCCAGAGGGCAGGCAGCAUGUCCAAUCAGCCCAGUUUUGACAGGAUCCGCAUCGUCAAUCACUACAUACCAGACGACGAGUCGUACCAAUCCUCAGACGAAGACGCAGGCAAGACCCCCUCCCACCUGGACCCUCAACAGAGCAGUAGCAGCCACACCAGCCUCAUCAGGCUUCACCCCUCCCUGGAUCUGAAUAAUAGGCUGGGGGAUACAGACAGUGAGGGGGAUGAUGAUGGGGAGGGUCUGGUUCUCUCUGUGCCUCCCAACAGCACCCACAAACACACCACCGUGUGACCCGGUAACUGGGUCAUGGGCACCAUCGCUAGCCUCCUGGAGGCUGAUCAGGGCUGUUCUGAUCUAAUGCAGUGGGGCAGAGGUGGUGUCCAUGGUAGCAAGCCACACUCCUCAGGAGCAUGACGUCUACGUCAGUUUUGGGACUCCAACGUAGGGAGCUUCUUGGAAUGGAAUCUUUGGAAGCUUGGAGUGGAACAUGUCAUCUUUGUCAUCAAGUGAAGUCAUCGCAGAAUCACAUCUGUGGUGGAGUUGGUUGUUUUCUUUGUGUUACUCAGUUUGCUUUAUUCUUGUUUUGCCAAAACCAGAUUGAGGAGGAUCGUAUCAGUGAGUUGCUCUGGUCUGAUCCCCAAGUGGAUGGAUCAGAGAAGGACAACAUGAAGGCUCUUUAGCUUCCUGAGCUCCACAGAGCCAGACUGACCACCAGGGGAGUGGAUGGGGGUUACCCCAUCUAGGCAACCAAGCUACGGGCUCUCCCUCAGUUCCAUAACACCAACCAUGGUACAACAGACACAACACACAGAGAGACUGUGCAAUAGAAUGUUUUACGCUUUAUGGUGACGAUGACACUUCAUUCAAUCAGUUUUAAUUUUUUUUAGCAGAUUUUUAAGUGAACCAUCAAAAAUGUAUUGAGCCAUUUUGUGUCUGUCUUUAUCAUACGGAGGGAAUGAUGUACUGGAGAGUGAUGUCUCUAUUGAACAUAGUUAAAGAGCCCCAGUAACAAACAUUAACUGUGGCUAUGUCCCAAAUGGCACCCUAUUCCCUAUAUAGUACACUACUUUUGACAGGAACCCUGUGGGCCCUGGUCAAAAGUAGUGCACUUUAAAGGGGAUAGGGUGCCAUUUGGGACACGGAUAUACAACCUCCCGUAUCCGAAGGUCAAUGGGAAUCCAGUAUCUGUGUAUAUACAGUAUAUGUAAAUAGUUUUUUUGGGGGGGGGACUUGAAAAUAUGUAUCUAAUGAAUUAUUGCAUAUCUAAUGUUUAUAAUGUAUUGUAUUUUUGGACUGAAAGUGACAUAUCACUCUUAGUGUGGUCAAGACCCAUGGAUAACUGAUUAACAGACAUUUUUUCCACAAACAUGGGCUGCGUUCCGAUUCUCUACCCUUCUCCAGAAGUGAGCACUCAUUCACCAUCCCUCAUACUUGUUAAAUGCAUUGGAUUGGUGCAAGCAUGGCUAAAGGGGAGUUUCCAGCAUUAUUUCUUGCACCAAUGCAUUUCUUUUAAAUCCAUGCAGGGGAAUGUGCGAGUCCACACUCCACGAGGAGGGUAGAAAAUGGGAACGUAGCUAAUCAAUGUACUGUACGUGUUUUCUUAUCUCAUACUUAUCUUCUCUGGCAGGAUGAUUUUCCCUUUGGAGGAAGGACUGAUGUAGGAUCAUUGCAUAAUUUCAUAGAUUAGAAUACAUUUCAGCAUGCUGGUUAAUGAAAGCAUGUACCUAACUUAAGUGAACCAACCAUCUCAGAUUUAGAGGGCUGAUUUUAAAGUACUGCUCUUUCUAAGGUUGGCAUCCUACCUAGUCUGUUAAUAAAAUACAAAAAUUACGGGACAUAGUGAAAAGUAUGAGGACACAGAUCUGUGAUCUGAAUCUUGUAUGAACACCAAUAACAUUAAACAGAGGUAUUGCUAUGUUCUUUUGCACAAAAUGAAUGGCAGUCCAAGCCAAGGGAACAUAAUAUACUGCAUUCUGGGAAUCAAGUUAACAUAAGAGUGAACAACACUUCUAUCUGAAAAUACUAAGAAGAUCAUUUUAAAUGUUAGUUAAAUGGUCAACUAUUCCCUAUACAGUGCACGACUUCUGACCAGAGCCCUGGAUGAAAGUAGUGCACAAUGGAGGAAUAGGGUGCCAUUUGGGACGCAACGCAUCCCAAGACAUGUCCUGUUUUGUUUCCUAUGUGAACGAAGCAAAGUGCAUUGUGUCAAGUGUUACCAAAGUGUAGGAGCCGUUGUAUAGGCCUGGUACCAAAUCAGUUUGUGCUGUAUAGCCUAUAACUCCUGUGGCCUUGGAAUGACAGAUCUGGGACCAGGCUGCAACUGUAAACCGUAGGCUCUGCCUGCCAGAGAAAUAAGCACCACUCCAUUUCAUAAGGGAUGAAUGACAUUGAUUCAUUAUCAGGAUUAUCAUAACACUAAAACAGACAGCCUCCUUCCUCUAGGUUGAAAAAUGCCCAGAACAAGGGAAAACUGAUAAUAGCUAAAUUUGGUCAUUUUUGACCGCAGUGGCCCUUUAAGACAUUAGAACCACAAUGUAUCAGCUAAGUGUCUUUCUAUUCAGAAUGCACUGCAAUCCUCUCACUCAUUGUUCAGAUGGGUUUUUGUGAUACUGUUGUGAUAUUACCUGGUUAAGUACUACGAUAGAUGGAAUCCAUAUUUGGAGAGGUAUUAUGAUGCAGUCUUGGCACUUUGAGGGAAUAAAAUGCAUUUUAGAAGAGUAUUCUACAUAAGGCAGCCAACCGUUAACACUAUGGAAUAAUACUUAUCACACUCAUGUAUGUGAGAUUGAUGUGUGUGACGUCACAAAUAAACUAACUAUUUGAUAACUGUU
Messenger RNA from Oncorhynchus mykiss (rainbow trout), 5490 nucleotides. Lineage: Eukaryota; Metazoa; Chordata; Actinopteri; Salmoniformes; Salmonidae. The record is from RefSeq and is a predicted model, not a curated record.